AUGCAGUCUGGAAUAUCAGCCUCCGCCGAAUUGCACGACGCCUUCAACUCCUUCACGUUGACUCCCUCCCACUUCUGUCUCCCCGUCAUAAUAUCCAACGAGAGUCUCGUCCCCCUUGAGCCGAUUCCCUUCCCCACUUCCUCCUCUGAUAAUGCUUCCCAAUUUUUCAGCUCCUUGCCCCUCCUAGCCCUGCACGUCCAACCCAAAACCCCGAUCUACCUCAUCUUCCGCCGCACCUCAGGUUCCAGCACCCUCAUAGCCGCCACAUACAUCCCUUCAGCGUCGCCGGUUCGUGCAAAAACACUGUAUGCCAGCUCGCGCGCAACACUUACCCGAGAGCUUGGAAGCGAGAAAUUCGUCGACUCCAUCUUCGCGACGGAUGCAGAGGAGAUUCUCGACGAGGCAUCUUGGAAGGAGAGAGAUGCGGAUAGAAAUGCAGCUAUUGGUGGCAUCGACGAAGAUGGCAAGGCGGAGGCGAGGAGGAAUCGUUUGAUGGGGAGGGAGGAGAGGGAGUUGGACGAAGUUAGGAAACUGGAGGAGCAAGAGAGGAGCAUGGGCGCUAGAAGGAGGGAUGUGGGGAUCGGAGGCACGAUUGGACGUGAGAAUGGGAAUGGCGAACUGCGCAUCAAUGUUGGUGAGGGCGUGAAAGAGGCAUUGCAGCGGGAACGGGCAAGUGGUACUGUUAUUCGGCUGACUAUCGAUGUGCCAACUGAAACUCUCACUCUGAUAUCCGCUGAGUCGAAUGUCGAGCCUGCCCUCCUUGCAAGCUUCAUCUCAAGCUCAAAAGCGCAAUACACGUUUUAUAACCAUCCUAACCCCGAUGCUGUGAUCUUCAUAUACACCUGUCCCUCCGGCUCACAAAUCAAAGAGCGCCUUCUGCAUGCCAGCUCCCGGAACGAUGUCGUUAGGCUUGCUGGUCUGCAGGGCGUGGAUGUUGCUCAUAAGAUUGAGGCAUCCGAACCCGAGGAGAUCACACUUGCGAGUCUUUCUGAACUCGUGAAUCCACGAAAGGACACGGGGCCCAAAGCUUUUGCAAGACCAAGGAGACCUGGACGGUGA
Molecule: messenger RNA, 1059 nt
Organism: Paracoccidioides brasiliensis Pb18
Exons: 4
Coding region: 1-1059 (352 amino acids)
Biological process (GO): actin filament depolymerization; barbed-end actin filament capping
Cellular component (GO): actin filament; cytoplasm
Molecular function (GO): actin filament binding; actin monomer binding
Source: RefSeq, a predicted model, not a curated record